AUGACCAAGACCACGCCCCAAAUCCUGGACAUUGGCGGGGGCGAGCUACGCGCAUACAACAAAGCCCUGCUCGAGAAAAAGCUUUUCUGGACGCAAGACGAAGAGCAACCUUCCAAUGGCGAUGUUGAUGUCCAUGUCCAACCCCGCAAAAGAGUCCUCCCCACGUCAAUCAUCUACGGCGACAAGGGUCUCGAGCUUUGGGCGCGCAUCACGCACUUGCCGAGCUACUACCAGACCAGAGGCGAAGCAGCCUUGCUCGCCGAGAAUGCUGCGGAGCUGGGGAGGUGGAUCCGCAGGGAUAGUCUGUUGAUUGAUCUCGGCUGUGGAGAUAUCCGUAAACUCACCCCGCUGCUGGAAGAGCUAAACCGGUCCCAGAAGCCAGUCCUGUACUGCCCGCUCGAUCUAUCGCGGAGAUCGAUUCAACGGGCCAUCGAACAGACCGAGCUCUUCUCUCGUUUCCCAUGCAUCAGCGUCACCGGGCUAUGGGGUUCAUUUGAAGACGGCGUCGACUGGGCGAACCGUACCUCCGGCGACGACGAUCGGCCUCGCGUGUUCCUCUCGCUAGGCUCGAUGCUGGGGAACGAUUAUUUCGAGCCCGCAGUGGCGCGACUCAAAUGGCUGUGCGAGACGGGGUUGCGCAGUGAAUCUGAUCUUAUCCUGCUGACGAUGGACGGGACGAAAGACGGCGAGAAGAUCUGCGAAUCGUACGACGAUGCAGAGGGUCUGUUCACGGCGUUCAUCCGGCAGGGGUUCGAAGACUCGAACCAUCUCUUCGGUGCUGACGCUGACAGCUGGUAUCGGCACGAGGACUGGAGUCUUCUGCGCACGCUUACAACAGCCCCAGCGACGCAGCACCGAUUCGUCUUGCAGGCGAAGCGCAACGUCCAGUGUCCGCCGGUACGGGAUGUGACGUUCCGCCAGGGGGAUGAGAUCCACUGCUACGAGGGGUUCAAGUAUGGGCCUGAAGAGAUGGGUAGGCAGUUUGAGGCGGCGGGGCUCAGGGUGUAUGCGUGUUGGAAAGGCCCACAUGAUGAUAUCUGGAAUGCGGCGUUUUGUUCGGUAGAACCGAUGCCCAACGGUGCAGUCUAG
Messenger RNA from Aspergillus puulaauensis, 1089 nucleotides. RefSeq names its product L-histidine N(alpha)-methyltransferase. Bases 1 to 1089 code for a protein of 362 amino acids. The transcript has 3 exons. Gene Ontology annotation, molecular function: methyltransferase activity. Lineage: Eukaryota; Fungi; Ascomycota; Eurotiomycetes; Eurotiales; Aspergillaceae. The record is from RefSeq and is a predicted model, not a curated record.